This is a messenger RNA of Nakaseomyces glabratus, 1260 nucleotides long. It is a transcript of the gene LSC2, whose product is annotated as succinate--CoA ligase (GDP-forming) subunit beta. Gene Ontology annotation, molecular function: succinate-CoA ligase (ADP-forming) activity; ATP binding; metal ion binding. Lineage: Eukaryota; Fungi; Ascomycota; Saccharomycetes; Saccharomycetales; Saccharomycetaceae. The record is from RefSeq and is a predicted model, not a curated record. Gene Ontology annotation, cellular component: succinate-CoA ligase complex; mitochondrion. Gene Ontology annotation, biological process: tricarboxylic acid cycle; succinyl-CoA metabolic process.
AUGUUUAGAGGAACUGUAUUGAACAAGAACCUGGCUCAAUUGGCUCGUGUCCAGGGUAAGAGACACUUAUCUAUCCAUGAAUAUAGGUCUGCUGAAUUACUGAGGAAGUAUGGUGUUGGUACCCCUCGUGGUUUACCGGCCAUGACUCCUGAAGAAGCUGCCAAGGCUGCAGAACAGCUCGGGACCGACAAGCUGGUCAUCAAGGCUCAGGCUUUGACUGGUGGUAGAGGUAAAGGCCAUUUCGACACCGGCUUCAAGAGCGGUGUUCAUAUGAUCUCAUCUCCUCAGGAGGCCUCCAAAUUGGCCAAGGAAAUGCUACAGCACAAAUUGAUUACUAAACAAACUGGUGAGAAGGGUAAGCUAGUGUCUGCCGUUUACAUCGCUGAAAGAGUCGAGACAAAGCAUGAAGCUUAUCUCUCUAUUCUGAUGGACAGAGCAACUGGUAAGCCAAUGAUAAUAUGCUCCAGUGAAGGUGGUAUGAACAUUGAAGAAGUUGCAGAAAAGAACCCAGAUGCCAUUAAGAAGUUUUCAAUCACCGUUUCCGAGGGUCUAAAACCGGAAACAGCUCGUGAAAUUGCUGAGUCUUUGGGUUUCAGUGCCGAUGCUAUCGACGAUGCCCAGGAUGCUGUCAGCAAACUGUAUAAGAUCUUCAGUGAAACCGAUGCCACACAAGUAGAAAUUAACCCAUUGAGUGAGAUUGCUAACAACAAAGACCACAAAGUUAUGUGUACAGAUGCCAAGUUUGGAUUUGAUGACAAUGCUUUCUUCAAGCAAGAAGAGAUUUUCUCCUGGAGAGACUUGACUCAGGAAGACCCAGAUGAAGUAAGUGCCAAGAAAUACGAAUUGAAUUUUGUUAAACUAUUCGGAAACAUCGGAUGUUUGGUCAAUGGUGCUGGUCUAGCCAUGGCUACUAUGGAUGUUAUUAAGUUGAAUGGUGGUGAGCCAGCCAACUUCUUGGACUGUGGUGGUGGUGCCACUCCAGAAACCAUCAAAGAAGGCUUCAGAUUGAUCAUGUCUAAUGAUAAAGUAGAUGCCAUUUUUGUAAAUAUCUUCGGAGGCAUUGUUAGAUGUGAUUUCGUUGCCUUAGGUCUAGUGGAAGCUGCAAAAGAAUUGGGGUUGAGAAUUCCAAUUGUGGCUAGAUUACAAGGUACCAAUUUAGAUGAAGGUCGUCAAAUCAUCAAGGACUCUGGUUUGAAGAUCUACUCAUUCGAUGAAUUGGACCCUGCUGCUAAGAAGGUAGUUGAACUAGCCCACCAUUAA